ACACCAUCGCGCACAUGUUUGUUUUGUUGACAAAAUCUUCGACAUGUCGCGAAAAACAUGGGAUUCCCUGGACAAACCGCCGCUCUCCGAGGCUGUGCUGCAGGUGGUGCAGAGCUUCGGCUUCCGGCAGAUGACGCCCGUCCAAACGGCUGCCAUACCGCUGCUCCUGGCGCGGAAAGAUGUCUCCGCAGAGGCUGUCACGGGCAGCGGGAAAACGCUGGCCUUCCUCGUGCCCCUGCUGGAAAUUCUGCAACGACGCCACAAGGAGUCCGCCUGGGGCGCCAAGGAGAUCGGAGCACUCAUCAUCUCGCCCACCAGGGAACUAGCUCGCCAGAUAUCUGAGGUGCUGGCUAAGUUCCUGGAGCACGAGGAUCUGGAGCACCUGAAUCAACAGUUGAUUGUGGGCGGCAACAGCAUCGAGGAGGAUAUCGCCACGCUCAAGAAGGAGACUCCCUGCAUACUGGUGUGCACCCCCGGCCGACUCGAGGAUCUCUUUCAGCGGAAAGGAGACGAUCUGAAUCUGGCGGCGCGAGUCAAGAGCCUGGAGUUUUUGGUCCUCGACGAAGCCGAUCGCCUGCUGGACUUGGGCUUUAAGACCAGUGUAAAUAAUAUUCUCGGCUACCUGCCCAGGCAGCGAAGAACUGGCCUGUUCUCCGCCACCCAGACCACGGAGGUUACAGACCUAAUCAGAGCAGGAUUACGAAAUCCUGUACUGGUUUCAGUGAAAGAGAAGGCCUCCGUGAACACACCCGCUCGUCUGCAGAACUUCUACAGGAUUGUCGAACCGGAGCGCAAGUUCGUGGCCCUGCUGGAGUUUCUCAGCUCGCCCGCCACUCGAACCGGCAAGGUGAUGGUCUUCUUUCCCACAUGCGCCUGCGUGGAGUACUGGACCGAGGCCCUGCCUCCGUUUCUGGCCAAACGCACUGUGCUGGGCAUCCACGGGAAGAUGAAGAACAAACGGGCCAAUGUGGUGGAGAAGUUUCGCAACGAACCGCAGGCCGUGCUUCUUUGCACAGAUGUCCUGGCACGCGGCUUGGAUGUGCCCGAAAUCGAGUGGGUGGUGCAAUGGGAUCCGCCCUCCACUGCCUCCAGCUUCGUGCAUCGCGUGGGACGUACAGCUCGGCAAGGUAAUGAGGGCAACGCUUUGGUGUUUCUCCUGCCCAGCGAAGAUUCUUAUGUUCACUUCCUGAGGAUCAACCAGAAAGUGGACCUGAAUGAACUGACCCAGGAGGAAGACGGGGAGGAUACCCCAGCGAUGGAACUGCCAGCUGUGCUGCAGAAACUGCAUCGCCUCCAGGCGGCAGACAAGGGUGUCUACGACAAAGGAAUGCGCGCCUUCGUUUCCCAUGUGAGAGCCUACACCAAACAUGAAUGCAGCGCCAUUCUCCGGCUGAAGGAUCUUGAUCUGGGAAAGAUGGCCACUGCCUACGGACUCCUGCAACUGCCCCGCAUGCCAGAGUUCAAGAACUACAAGGGCGAUGGCUACAUUGCGCCCACCUUCGAGGUGGAUGUUAACAAGCUGACCUACAAAAAUGUCCAGAAGGAGCAAGUGCGUCAGAUAAAGCAGCAAAAAUACGAGGAAACCGGCAGCUGGCCGGGCCUGAAGAAGCACCAAAAGCGCACAGAGUCAUGGGAUCAGACCAAGAAGGCCAAGCUGGACGCCAAGUCAAAGAAAGAGCUGCGCAAGGCGAAAAAGAAGCGCAAGAAGGAGACGGAAGCAGAAGCCGGGGGCUCGGGACCUGGCAAGCGAAAGAGGCAGCAGUUCAGCCAGGAGGAUCUCGAUGAGCUGGCCAGCGACAUUCGGCUGUUCAAGCGGCUUAAAAAGAACAAGAUCAGCGAGGAGGACUAUGACAAGGCAAUGGGCAUAAAGGACGAUGAUUGACCUAAAGCAGCGGGGACUUCUUUAUGUUCAAUAAAAAUGUUAUUAGGAAA
This is a messenger RNA of Drosophila kikkawai, 1932 nucleotides long. Its product is annotated as probable ATP-dependent RNA helicase DDX55 homolog. Gene Ontology annotation, molecular function: ATP binding; RNA helicase activity; nucleic acid binding. The record is from RefSeq and is a predicted model, not a curated record. Gene Ontology annotation, cellular component: nucleolus. Lineage: Eukaryota; Metazoa; Arthropoda; Insecta; Diptera; Drosophilidae.